This is a messenger RNA of Leguminivora glycinivorella, 5509 nucleotides long. RefSeq lists its product as uncharacterized. The record is from RefSeq and is a predicted model, not a curated record. NCBI's taxonomy places the organism in Eukaryota, Metazoa, Arthropoda, Insecta, Lepidoptera, Tortricidae. Bases 4241 to 4678 code for a protein of 145 amino acids. The transcript is spliced from 2 exons.
UGCGGGAGCGGGCUGCUGGAGUGGAUGAUCGAGCAGGCUACAGGUGAGCCGUGUCUGUGAUGUAUACUAGCGGAGUGUCGCGUUCCUCGGAGCCUGCGUGCGGGGCGCGGGGUGCGAGCGGGUGCUCAGCGUGGGGUGCGGGAGCGGGCUGCUGGAGUGGAUGAUCGAGCAGGCUACAGGUGAGCCGUGUCUGUGAUGUAUACUAGCGGAGUGUCGCGUUCCUCGGAGCCUGCGUGCGGGGCGCGGGGUGCGAGCGGGUGCUCAGCGUGGGGUGCGGGAGCGGGCUGCUGGAGUGGAUGAUCGAGCAGGCUACAGGUGAGCCGUGUCUGUGAUGUAUACUAGCGGAGUGUCGCGUUCCUCGGAGCCUGCGUGCGGGGCGCGGGGUGCGAGCGGGUGCUCAGCGUGGGGUGCGGGAGCGGGCUGCUGGAGUGGAUGAUCGAGCAGGCUACAGGUGAGCCGUGUCUGUGAUGUAUACUAGCGGAGUGUCGCGUUCCUCGGAGCCUGCGUGCGGGGCGCGGGGUGCGAGCGGGUGCUCAGCGUGGGGUGCGGGAGCGGGCUGCUGGAGUGGAUGAUCGAGCAGGCUACAGGUGAGCCGUGUCUGUGAUGUAUACUAGCGGAGUGUCGCGUUCCUCGGAGCCUGCGUGCGGGGCGCGGGGUGCGAGCGGGUGCUCAGCGUGGGGUGCGGGAGCGGGCUGCUGGAGUGGAUGAUCGAGCAGGCUACAGGUGAGCCGUGUCUGUGAUGUAUACUAGCGGAGUGUCGCGUUCCUCGGAGCCUGCGUGCGGGGCGCGGGGUGCGAGCGGGUGCUCAGCGUGGGGUGCGGGAGCGGGCUGCUGGAGUGGAUGAUCGAGCAGGCUACAGGUGAGCCGUGUCUGUGAUGUAUACUAGCGGAGUGUCGCGUUCCUCGGAGCUUGCGUGCGGGGCGCGGGGUGCGAGCGGGUGCUCAGCGUGGGGUGCGGGAGCGGGCUGCUGGAGUGGAUGAUCGAGCAGGCUACAGGUGAGCCGUGUCUGUGAUGUAUACUAGCGGAGUGUCGCGUUCCUCGGAGCCUGCGUGCGGGGCGCGGGGUGCGAGCGGGUGCUCAGCGUGGGGUGCGGGAGCGGGCUGCUGGAGUGGAUGAUCGAGCAGGCUACAGGUGAGCCGUGUCUGUGAUGUAUACUAGCGGAGUGUCGCGUUCCUCGGAGCCUGCGUGCGGGGCGCGGGGUGCGAGCGGGUGCUCAGCGUGGGGUGCGGGAGCGGGCUGCUGGAGUGGAUGAUCGAGCAGGCUACAGGUGAGCCGUGUCUGUGAUGUAUACUAGCGGAGUGUCGCGUUCCUCGGAGCCUGCGUGCGGGGCGCGGGGUGCGAGCGGGUGCUCAGCGUGGGGUGCGGGAGCGGGCUGCUGGAGUGGAUGAUCGAGCAGGCUACAGGUGAGCCGUGUCUGUGAUGUAUACUAGCGGAGUGUCACGUUCCUCGGAGCGUGCGUGCGGGGCGCGGGGUGCGAGCGGGUGCUCAGCGUGGGGUGCGGGAGCGGGCUGCUGGAGUGGAUGAUCGAGCAGGCUACAGGUGAGCCGUGUCUGUGAUGUAUACUAGCGGAGUGUCGCGUUCCUCGGAGCCUGCGUGCGGGGCGCGGGGUGCGAGCGGGUGCUCAGCGUGGGGUGCGGGAGCGGGCUGCUGGAGUGGAUGAUCGAGCAGGCUACAGGUGAGCCGUGUCUGUGAUGUAUACUAGCGGAGUGUCGCGUUCCUCGGAGCCUGCGUGCGGGGCGCGGGGUGCGAGCGGGUGCUCAGCGUGGGGUGCGGGAGCGGGCUGCUGGAGUGGAUGAUCGAGCAGGCUACAGGUGAGCCGUGUCUGUGAUGUAUACUAGCGGAGUGUCGCGUUCCUCGGAGCCUGCGUGCGGGGCGCGGGGUGCGAGCGGGUGCUCAGCGUGGGGUGCGGGAGCGGGCUGCUGGAGUGGAUGAUCGAGCAGGCUACAGGUGAGCCGUGUCUGUGAUGUAUACUAGCGGAGUGUCGCGUUCCUCGGAGCCUGCGUGCGGGGCGCGGGGUGCGAGCGGGUGCUCAGCGUGGGGUGCGGGAGCGGGCUGCUGGAGUGGAUGAUCGAGCAGGCUACAGGUGAGCCGUGUCUGUGAUGUAUACUAGCGGAGUGUCGCGUUCCUCGGAGCCUGCGUGCGGGGCGCGGGGUGCGAGCGGGUGCUCAGCGUGGGGUGCGGGAGCGGGCUGCUGGAGUGGAUGAUCGAGCAGGCUACAGGUGAGCCGUGUCUGUGAUGUAUACUAGCGGAGUGUCGCGUUCCUCGGAGCUUGCGUGCGGGGCGCGGGGUGCGAGCGGGUGCUCAGCGUGGGGUGCGGGAGCGGGCUGCUGGAGUGGAUGAUCGAGCAGGCUACAGGUGAGCCGUGUCUGUGAUGUAUACUAGCGGAGUGUCGCGUUCCUCGGAGCCUGCGUGCGGGGCGCGGGGUGCGAGCGGGUGCUCAGCGUGGGGUGCGGGAGCGGGCUGCUGGAGUGGAUGAUCGAGCAGGCUACAGGUGAGCCGUGUCUGUGAUGUAUACUAGCGGAGUGUCGCGUUCCUCGGAGCCUGCGUGCGGGGCGCGGGGUGCGAGCGGGUGCUCAGCGUGGGGUGCGGGAGCGGGCUGCUGGAGUGGAUGAUCGAGCAGGCUACAGGUGAGCCGUGUCUGUGAUGUAUACUAGCGGAGUGUCGCGUUCCUCGGAGCCUGCGUGCGGGGCGCGGGGUGCGAGCGGGUGCUCAGCGUGGGGUGCGGGAGCGGGCUGCUGGAGUGGAUGAUCGAGCAGGCUACAGGUGAGCCGUGUCUGUGAUGUAUACUAGCGGAGUGUCGCGUUCCUCGGAGCCUGCGUGCGGGGCGCGGGGUGCGAGCGGGUGCUCAGCGUGGGGUGCGGGAGCGGGCUGCUGGAGUGGAUGAUCGAGCAGGCUACAGGUGAGCCGUGUCUGUGAUGUAUACUAGCGGAGUGUCGCGUUCCUCGGAGCCUGCGUGCGGGGCGCGGGGUGCGAGCGGGUGCUCAGCGUGGGGUGCGGGAGCGGGCUGCUGGAGUGGAUGAUCGAGCAGGCUACAGGUGAGCCGUGUCUGUGAUGUAUACUAGCGGAGUGUCGCGUUCCUCGGAGCCUGCGUGCGGGGCGCGGGGUGCGAGCGGGUGCUCAGCGUGGGGUGCGGGAGCGGGCUGCUGGAGUGGAUGAUCGAGCAGGCUACAGGUGAGCCGUGUCUGUGAUGUAUACUAGCGGAGUGUCGCGUUCCUCGGAGCCUGCGUGCGGGGCGCGGGGUGCGAGCGGGUGCUCAGCGUGGGGUGCGGGAGCGGGCUGCUGGAGUGGAUGAUCGAGCAGGCUACAGGUGAGCCGUGUCUGUGAUGUAUACUAGCGGAGUGUCGCGUUCCUCGGAGCCUGCGUGCGGGGCGCGGGGUGCGAGCGGGUGCUCAGCGUGGGGUGCGGGAGCGGGCUGCUGGAGUGGAUGAUCGAGCAGGCUACAGGUGAGCCGUGUCUGUGAUGUAUACUAGCGGAGUGUCGCGUUCCUCGGAGCCUGCGUGCGGGGCGCGGGGUGCGAGCGGGUGCUCAGCGUGGGGUGCGGGAGCGGGCUGCUGGAGUGGAUGAUCGAGCAGGCUACAGGUGAGCCGUGUCUGUGAUGUAUACUAGCGGAGUGUCGCGUUCCUCGGAGCUUGCGUGCGGGGCGCGGGGUGCGAGCGGGUGCUCAGCGUGGGGUGCGGGAGCGGGCUGCUGGAGUGGAUGAUCGAGCAGGCUACAGGUGAGCCGUGUCUGUGAUGUAUACUAGCGGAGUGUCGCGUUCCUCGGAGCGUGCGUGCGGGGCGCGGGGUGCGAGCGGGUGCUCAGCGUGGGGUGCGGGAGCGGGCUGCUGGAGUGGAUGAUCGAGCAGGCUACAGGUGAGCCGUGUCUGUGAUGUAUACUAGCGGAGUGUCGCGUUCCUCGGAGCCUGCGUGCGGGGCGCGGGGUGCGAGCGGGUGCUCAGCGUGGGGUGCGGGAGCGGGCUGCUGGAGUGGAUGAUCGAGCAGGCUACAGGUGAGCCGUGUCUGUGAUGUAUACUAGCGGAGUGUCGCGUUCCUCGGAGCCUGCGUGCGGGGCGCGGGGUGCGAGCGGGUGCUCAGCGUGGGGUGCGGGAGCGGGCUGCUGGAGUGGAUGAUCGAGCAGGCUACAGGUGAGCCGUGUCUGUGAUGUAUACUAGCGGAGUGUCGCGUUCCUCGGAGCCUGCGUGCGGGGCGCGGGGUGCGAGCGGGUGCUCAGCGUGGGGUGCGGGAGCGGGCUGCUGGAGUGGAUGAUCGAGCAGGCUACAGGUCUCCCGACGGCGGGCCUCGAGGUAGACGGAGCUUGGUGGCGCUGCAAGUACGCGCCGCCCACCUUCAUCCCCCUCCUGCUCACUCCCCCCACGCCGGACGAGGACACCGCACGGCUGCUGCGCGCGCCGGGCACGGCGCUGCUCUUCUGCUACUUCAACAACCGGCCCGCCUUCGAGGAGUACUUGCAGCAGUACACCGGGCGCGUGCUGGUGAUCAUCGGGCCCGGCGAGGGCGCGGGCGUGCACGCGGAGCCCCGGCCGCUCGCCGGAGCCGGCGCGGCGCGGGGCCGGGCUGGGCGCUGCUCGAGGCGAGGGAGGUCAGGACCAGUUUUGAUUUUAUUGCGGUUUAUCGCAGAUGCUGAUAAUACUUCUACUUUAGAUAACACGAUAGAGCAUAAACAAAAUAUAAAUAUGUAAAUAAGUAAAAAAUAUCUACACCCUCUACACACAGACAUUAGAAAAUAAAUAGUUAAUGGGAACAAUGGGUGUAAUUCCUGUCCGAAAUUGCAAAAAGCGUCCAAAAAGUUGGAAAAGUUUCCGGAAAAUCCUGGAAUAUUUACGAAAAUUAAGGAAAAUAUCCAUUUUGAAACAGAAACGGAAAGUUUUGGGAAGCUUUUUAACAUUUUGUCGGCCAAUAAAUGAGUGGAAGGAAUGAAACGCUGUAUCUAAAGAAAACAUUAUAUUAUCUAUUUUUAAUUUCUUACAUUGUAUUAUUCUAAAUUAUGAUCAACAUAAAAUAAUACAAAUAAGUUUACAAUAAUAACAUUAUAAAUACAAUUGUUACAAUAAAGUUCACCACGAGAGAACUCGAUAUCUAACAACGAAUAAAUUCAAUAUUAGUUAAUAAUUUUUAAAUAAAAGAAAAUGCUCAUAAGAAUAACUUUACCGUCAUAAAAUAAAAUUAUUAUAUUUAAAAUUUGAGUAUUCCAGUAACCACCUCUAGUUGGUCCCCCUUUUUAAUUUCAAAAUAAGUAAGUACUGGUAAGAUAAUACCAUACUAUUUGUAGGCCUCGCGAGAGUAUGAGUCAUUCCAAUCUGCCUUACUUUUUAUUCUCACAUUGAUUUAAAUAUCUAAUAGGGACCAAGCAGCAACGCAAAUGAUAACCACUCACAGAGGACGACGAAAAUCGACAUGAUGUAUUUUGCCCUAACGCUUGCACAUUGAGACUAAGGAAUAUACUGACAAAAUGUCGAUUUCCGCAAACUGUCUUUAGAUCGCCUGUUCCAUCUCUCAUAUACAUAUAUAAA